This is a messenger RNA of Echinostoma caproni, 246 nucleotides long. The record is from the annotation of a GenBank genome assembly. NCBI's taxonomy places the organism in Eukaryota, Metazoa, Platyhelminthes, Trematoda, Plagiorchiida, Echinostomatidae.
GCUGAACGUUCCGGGUUCUCUUCGUUCCACGUCUACGUGUGCGCAGCAUUUUUGCUACACUUUUCCAGUGAGCUACAAAGGGAACAGGAUUUUCAAGGCCUAAUGGUUCUGCUCCAACAUUUGCCUACCUAUCACUGGACAGAUGAAGACAUCAAUCUGAUCCUCGCAGAAGCCUACCGAUUACAGACUUUGUUUGCUUCGGCCCCGCAUCAUUUGGAUUAUCGUCCUCAGUCAUACGCUGACUGA